AUGCAGAUGGAUCUAUCGACCAAUACAAGGCAAGACUUGUGGCAAAAUGGUACACAUAGACCUAUGAUACGUAUAGACUAUGAAGAAACUUUUGCACCAGUUGCAAAGUUAAACACCGUAAGAGUCUUAUUGUCCCUUGCAGCUAAUUUAGAUUGGCCACUACACGAGUUUGAUGUAAAGAAUACUUUCUACAUGGCGAACUCAUGGAGGAGGUGUACAUGGACAUUCUUCAUGGAUAUAAUACUACUCAGACUGGAACAGUUUGCAGGUUACGUACGAAAAGCAUUGUAUGGAUUGAAACAGUCACCACGUGCAUGGUUUGGACGGUUCACCAUGGAAAUGAAGAACAAUGGUUUCAAACAGUGCAACUCAGAUCAUACUCUGUUCUUGAAACAUCGGAAAAGGAAGCUACAAGACUAUUUGGCUACUGAGCUUGAGAUGAAGGAUCUAGGUGGACUCAAGUAUUUCUUGGGAAUUGAGGUGGCUCGAUCGCAGCAAGAUUGCAAACUUGCGGGCACCCCUAUUGUUCAGAAUCAUUAUCUUGGAGAAUAUCUAGAUCAAAUUCCAACUAACAAAGAAAGAUACCAAAGGUUAGUGGGAAGAUUGAUCUAUUUGUCACAUACUCGACCAGACAUUGCUUAUGUGGUGAGCGUUGUCAGUCAAUUUAUGCACUUUCCAAGUGAAGACCACAUGAAUGCAGUUCUUCGGAUACUUAGAUAUUUGAAGUCUGCACCUGGAAAAGGACUUAUGUUCUCAAAGCAUGGUCAUCAAAAUAUUAAUGGUUAUUCAGAUGCAAAUUGGGCAGGUAAUGUAACAGAUAGAAAAUCCACAUUGGGUUACUUCACAUUCGUGGGAGGUAAUUUGGUGACAUGGAGGAGCAAGAAACAUAAUGUAGUAGCUUUAUCCAAUGCAGAAGCCGAGUUCAGAGGCAUGACUAAAGGGAUUUGUGAACUUCUUUGGUUAAGAAAGUUGCUUAUUGAACUUGGGUAUAAACCUACAUCCACAAUGAAUCUCUUUUGUGACAACAAGGCUGCUAUAGCUAUUGCACAGAAUCCGGUUCAGCAUGAUCGUACUAAACAUGUUGAGGUGGAUCGACACUUCAUCAAAUAG
Molecule: messenger RNA, 1110 nt
Organism: Prunus armeniaca (apricot)
Lineage: Eukaryota; Viridiplantae; Streptophyta; Magnoliopsida; Rosales; Rosaceae
Source: the annotation of a GenBank genome assembly